AAAAACAUUAAAUAUAUUCGUUCGCGUGAAUGAAUAGUAUCCGCCCUGCUGUCACUCACACUGGCGGCUCACGCUCGUUUGAGAACCGAGCGCACCUCUCGCUCCACGGACCCCGGAAGUCAGGAAACGGGAAGGAAAGAAAAAAUCUCGGGAAGAGAAAAGUUUCUGCACAUUCUUUUUGUUUUUAAACAUGAGCCGAAUUUACCACAACACGUGUUUACAGAACAAACCGGUGCACAAUGAGAAGUAUGACGGCGCGUGGUCUCCGUCCGCGUACGACAGUGGCAAGGGAGUUCUCGUAGAAGGAAAAUUGAUGGAUGUUUCCAGACAUGCGAUCAAUGAUGUCAAAAACCAAAAGGUUCGUUUCUACGUGCUGUACGUGAAACCCGGCCGCAUCCAUCAGAGGCGGUUCGACGCCAAGGGGAACGAGAUUGAGCCGAACUUCAGUGACACCAAAAAGGUCAACACUGGUUUCCUCAUGUCCUCCUACAAGGUGGAGGCCAAAGGGGAAUCGGACCGCCUGUCCCACGAGCAGCUGUCGGCGGCGGUGAACAAAGACGAGCUGGUGAAAAUAACCGACCGGCACCGACCCGACGGCACCUGGGCCUUCUGGUACCCGGAGACGGAGAUGGACCAAACGGAGCUGGAGACGGGACAGGACGUCCGGCUGAAGACCAGAGGGGACGGUCCUUUCAUAUUCUCUCUAGCCAAAGUGGACGGCGGCACAGUGACCAAGUGCAACUUUGCCGGAGACGAAAAGGCCGGCGCGUCGUGGACGGACAAGGUUCUGGCCAACAAAUCGGAGGCGGGCGGCUCAAACAAGUCGGGAGGAGAAGGAGAAGGAGCGGAGGAGGACGAAUGGGACGACUGAGUAAACCGUCGGCCCCUUCGGCCUGAACCCGCGGCCUCCAGGUCGAACUGCUUGAGCUCCACGUGUCUCCGUCUCUCCGUCUCCGGACCGGACUCCCGCGGCUCACCGGGGCGUCGGACAUCGACUCUUCCGGUCGGUUGUGAUGCAGACUGUGUCUUUGAAACUGAACCUUAUUCCUUGUAUACUCUGGAUUAUAGCCACACAUCAUUUAUACGACCGGAAAUACUCCUUGGCUGUUUGUGUCCACAUGGACUCGAGCACAGGACUUCUAUCAUAAGAUGAUCAUGUCAAAUCUCCACGAAGGCAGGAUUAGAUUCUGUGAUCGAGGUGGGGUGCUUUUAAUAUUGCAUUCACUAAUGAGUGAUCAUAUGUGGGGCUGCAACUUGCGAUUGUUUUCAUCAUCGAUUAAUCUGUUCAUAAUUUUUUCGCGAUUAAUCGAUGCGUUGUUUGGUUCAUAAAAUGGUGAAAAAUGUCGACAGUGAUUCCAAACAACCUAGAUGAUGUUUUGUUUCGUC
This is a messenger RNA of Scophthalmus maximus (turbot), 1386 nucleotides long. RefSeq names its product actin related protein 2/3 complex inhibitor (gene arpin). Lineage: Eukaryota; Metazoa; Chordata; Actinopteri; Pleuronectiformes; Scophthalmidae. The record is from RefSeq and is a predicted model, not a curated record. Bases 191 to 871 code for a protein of 226 amino acids. The transcript is spliced from 6 exons. Gene Ontology annotation, biological process: negative regulation of actin nucleation.